GUGACGGCCCGCGGGGCUGCGGCGGGGCUGCGGCGGGUCGGCGGUGCCAAGCGCGGAGCAGCCGUCAUGGUGUGUCGUGCGCCGGGCGAGCGUCGUGGCGCGGCCGUCGCUGUGCCCUGCCCCGUACGCCCUCGAGCACCGCGGUCGCCAUGGAGAAUCCCCCGCUUGCAUCGCUGUCGCUGACGCACGUCCACUACAACCCCGCCGACCGCGUCUCCUACCUCUGCGCCUGGCUGGCCCUCGUGCCGCAGGGGCUGUGCGUCGUCUACGCGACGCUGAUAUGGUCGAACCGUGAGGUGGAGAUUGGCCUCAUGUUUGCCGGCCAGAUGGCGUGCGAAGCUCUCAAUUGGGUGUUGAAGCGCCACUUCAAGGAGGAGCGACCGCGAGAAAUGCACGGCAAGGGCUAUGGAAUGCCUUCCUCCCAUGCCCAGUUCGUGGCUUUCUUCUCCGUCACCCUGACCCUCUUCCUGCUGUUCCGCCACGUGCCUCAUCCGACUGAGACGCACACCCCGUUCAGCUUCGCUGGCCGCUUUGCCCUGUCGCUGCUGGCCCUAGCCUCUGCAGCCGCAGUCGCCGUCAGCCGCAUAUACCUGAGCUACCACACUCAGAAGCAGGUUCUAGUGGGAUGUGCUUGCGGCGCUCUCUUCGCCCUAGUAUGGUUUGCCUUCACUACCUAUCUGCGCAGAGCUGGCUGGGUUGAAUGGGCGCUAAGCACCUGGCUCGCGCGAGCGUUUCGUAUCAGAGAUUUGGUUAUUCAAGAGGAUCUGGUCGACUCCGGUUGGGCCCGAUGGGAGGAGAGGCGCAAGCGACAGGAAUUUCGUGUCCAAGGCAAGAAGAGCAGGUGAUGUCGCGUCGUUGAUACCAACUCGAACAGGCGGCAUGGCCUUUGAUCUUCUUGUCAGAUUAUGCCUCGUAGUAAUCGGGAUCUCACUAUGUGAAGACAUCUCCGGUUAUGCUGUCCCCCAUCGAACGUAAUGCACAAUGUGUAAUCCUCGCGAGCCAUGCAUACGAGUUAACGAAGAUGCUUCGAACAAAUAGCCUCGAACUUGUUGAGAAACAGUAAUGUAUUAAGAUUAGCGGU
Messenger RNA from Boeremia exigua, 1081 nucleotides. Its product is annotated as DOLPP1 protein. Bases 150 to 845 code for a protein of 231 amino acids. The transcript has 3 exons. Gene Ontology annotation, molecular function: dolichyldiphosphatase activity. Gene Ontology annotation, biological process: protein N-linked glycosylation; lipid biosynthetic process. Gene Ontology annotation, cellular component: endoplasmic reticulum membrane; intracellular membrane-bounded organelle. The record is from RefSeq and is a predicted model, not a curated record. NCBI's taxonomy places the organism in Eukaryota, Fungi, Ascomycota, Dothideomycetes, Pleosporales, Didymellaceae.